Molecule: messenger RNA, 534 nt
Organism: Phycomyces blakesleeanus NRRL 1555(-)
Lineage: Eukaryota; Fungi; Mucoromycota; Mucoromycetes; Mucorales; Phycomycetaceae
Exons: 2
Coding region: 1-534 (177 amino acids)
Source: RefSeq, a predicted model, not a curated record
AUGACAAAGCGUAUUCCUACUGCUCCCCGCCGACCCAACCUAUGCAUGAAUGCUGUUCUUAAUAGCACAAUUGCAGGUGUUGUUGCUCCAAUUGAUACACCAACUCCAGAAGUAGCAGUUGACACAGCCCCUGAAGUUCAAGUCGCUGUGACCCCAAUGGAUCACUUCCUUACCUUUUUGGCAGCCAACAAUGUGUCGAUGCAAUCCUUGCAAGAAAAUGCAAAAGGAGUGACUGAUGCAAUAACUCAUUUGAAGAAUGGCCUGGAUUUGUCCAACAAGACAAAUGAAUUUUUGAAGAACUCGGUCCUUCAGCUCAUGACUGAAAAUGCUGAAAUAAAAAAGGCAAUGACCAGCCAAAAUUCCGUGAUGCCUUCUGCUGUACCAGCGGAUUCUUCUUCUUCCAUGGAUGAUGAUCUUGACCUUGGAGCGAAACAUCAUCCCUUGAUUUCUGUAAUUAUAUCAAGAAACCGAACUUUGUUAGCACAGACCCGCUCAAAGUUGCUGAGAAUAAUAAUAGAUCAGCAUGGUCAAUGA